AUUCAAGAAAAACAAGCAAAAAGAGUUUCUGGUCGUGCUUCAACGUUAGCGAACAAUGCAAAAUCAAAUAUGUUUUCCACUGCAUACAGAAAAAUAAACAAACACAAGAAGCAUAAAGUAUGCAGAAAAUUAAACACAAAAGGAGCCAUUAAGUGUUGCGUGUGAAAGAAAUUAACGUUUUUGUGCAGCUCGUCGUCGUCGUCAUACAACCUUUCUGUUUCAAUAGCACGUACAAUGGAUAUUUGUUGAAACUUUGUUGCAUUUAUAAACUGGUGUUUAAGAACAACAACAACAACAAGAAGAAAAACAACAGCGACAACCCUCGGAGGCACACGCAAAGCAAAAGAAAGAAAGGAAAAACAAAAAAUUAAUAUAUACAUUUAUAUAGCAUCAAAUUUACAUUAAGCGCCAAGUCGAGGAGGGGACAAAGAAGAAGUAAUUUUUAUUGUAGGACAAACGCACCAGUAAAGUUAAUCAAUCAACUACACGUUCCUUAAAACAAAUGUUUUCCAAACCGCAAACCAACUAAACGAAAUAUGCUUUUGAAUUAGUUUAAGCACAAAACCAGAACAAGCAAAGCCAUAAAAAGCGCAAAAAACCAUUUUAAUUUAACACCAACAAAAGCCUGUGGAGACGAUAUAUGCAAAUAUAUGUCGAGAUAUAUAUCACACCAUAUAUACAUAUUUAUAUAGGAACCACCAC
Messenger RNA from Drosophila pseudoobscura, 702 nucleotides. RefSeq lists its product as uncharacterized. NCBI's taxonomy places the organism in Eukaryota, Metazoa, Arthropoda, Insecta, Diptera, Drosophilidae. The transcript is spliced from 2 exons. The record is from RefSeq and is a predicted model, not a curated record. The coding region runs from base 70 to 165 and encodes 31 amino acids.